Molecule: messenger RNA, 1020 nt
Organism: Chaetura pelagica (chimney swift)
Lineage: Eukaryota; Metazoa; Chordata; Aves; Apodiformes; Apodidae
Gene: RAD51
Product: RAD51 recombinase
Exons: 9
Coding region: 1-1020 (339 amino acids)
Biological process (GO): mitotic recombination; mitotic recombination-dependent replication fork processing; double-strand break repair via homologous recombination
Cellular component (GO): condensed nuclear chromosome
Molecular function (GO): double-stranded DNA binding; ATP-dependent DNA damage sensor activity; ATP hydrolysis activity
Source: RefSeq, a predicted model, not a curated record
AUGGCCAUGCAGAUGCAGCUGGAAGCAAACGCAGACACCUCAGCAGAGGAUGAGAGCUUUGGACCUCAGCUCAUCUCCAGGUUAGAGCAAUGUGGUAUCAAUGCAAAUGAUGUGAAGAAACUAGAAGAAGCUGGAUUUCACACAGUGGAGGCUGUUGCUUAUGCACCAAAGAAGGAGCUACUGAAUAUUAAAGGCAUCAGUGAAGCCAAAGCUGACAAAAUCUUGGCUGAGGCAGCCAAGCUGGUUCCCAUGGGCUUCACCACAGCCACGGAAUUCCACCAGCGGAGGUCGGAGAUCAUCCAGAUCACCACUGGCUCCAAGGAACUGGAUAAACUUCUUCAAGGAGGAAUAGAAACAGGAUCCAUCACGGAGCUGUUUGGGGAGUUCCGCACUGGCAAGACCCAGCUGUGUCACACCCUGGCAGUGACAUGUCAGCUGCCCAUCGACCGCGGCGGCGGGGAGGGCAAGGCCAUGUACAUCGACACCGAGGGCACCUUCCGCCCGGAGCGCCUCCUGGCUGUGGCUGAAAGGUAUGGCCUGUCUGGCAGUGAUGUCCUGGACAACGUGGCCUACGCGCGGGGCUUCAACACGGACCACCAGACCCAGCUGCUGUUCCAGGCCUCAGCCAUGAUGGCAGAGUCAAGGUACGCCCUGCUGGUGGUGGACAGUGCCACGGGCCUGUACCGCACCGACUACUCGGGGCGCGGGGAACUCUCAGCACGGCAGAUGCACCUGGCGCGGUUCCUGCGCAUGUUGCUGCGCCUGGCGGACGAGUUCGGUGUGGCCGUGGUGAUCACUAACCAGGUGGUGGCACAGGUGGAUGGAGCAGCCAUGUUUGCUGCAGAUCCCAAAAAACCUAUCGGGGGAAACAUCAUAGCACAUGCUUCCACCACGAGGCUGUACCUGCGGAAGGGCCGAGGUGAGACCAGGAUAUGCAAGAUCUAUGACUCCCCGUGCCUCCCUGAGGCUGAGGCCAUGUUUGCUAUCAAUGCUGAUGGGGUGGGAGAUGCUAAAGACUGA